AUGACAAUAAUGUGGAGCAUUUAUUCAAUUUUAUUAUUUUUUUCUAGUUUUUUAAUUUUUAUCAAUACAGAAAUUAUUUUAGAUGACAAAAAUAAUAAUACUAAUAAUGGUUAUGGUUUACGACCUGAUUUAUUUAUUAUGGAUUUAGUUAAACAAUUUUUGGAAAAAGAUUUUACAACAACUGUAGAACCACAAAGAAAUACAACAGAAAUGUCAAAUUUAAACAGUAUUAAUAAAAAAAAAGAUAUUGAUAAUAAAACAAAUAAUCUUGAUAAAGAUAAUAUUUUAAAAAUUGUUGAUAAUUCUAAUGAAGAAACAUUAAAUAGUAAUGUUAAAAAGAAUGUUGAUAUAAAUUGUGAACCAUCAGAUGAAAAAUUUUUAUAUACAAAAUUAGAAAAUAUGGGUGGUAGAAAUCAAGGAUUUAUGGCAAAUUCAAUACAAGAGGCAGCAUUACAUUUUUCUGAACUUGUUAAUGAAAAACCAAUAGAUAAUCUAGAGAAAGGAUCACAUAAAAUACAAGAUGAAACAAUAGGAACACAAGGUAUUUCUUCUGUAAAUGAAGAAAUUAUAGAAACUAAACAGGCUCCUAUGCUUAUGUCAGCACCAAUAAAUAUUGAAGGAUCUGGAGGAAGUGAAAUUUAUAAUAAUGAAGAAAUAAAAUUUUCUAACACAAAUGAUCAAUUAAUAUAUAAUGAUUCUAAUUGUGAUAGUAGAUGUCAAAGAUUAAUGAAAGUUUUAACAGAAGCAGUUACUCCAUCUAACAAAUCAUUUCAAUCAAAUUAUUCAACAAGAAUAAAAAGAGAUUAUAGUGAAAUAGAAACAUCAUUUCCAGAUGAUGAUGAGUCAAAUGAAGAAAAGAUAGAAAAUAUUAAAGCUAAACCUACAUCAUAUGAAAAUAUUCCAUGUACACCACAACAAACAAUUUUUGUUGACGAAAGUGAAUGUGUUAAAAGAGGAAAACAAUUAGAUUCUUAUGGUAAUCUUUUUUCAUUAUGCACAGCAUGUUCUGUUGUUUAUGUAAUGCCAAGUCAUUGUUUUCCAAAAUUUUUCAAUGGUGUACAAUGUAAUUCAAAAGACAAUAAAUGUAUUUUUAAUAGAAAUACUCAAGCUGUAUAUGGACAAUGUCUAGGUCAAACAUUAAGUUAUAAAGUUCUCAAAAAUAUAAAAGAUGAUUCAUGUCCACAAUGGAGAGAAGAAACGAUUCAAUUACCAAUUGCAUGUUCUUGUGCUUUAAAGAUGAACUCAUUUAUUACAACAUAA
Messenger RNA from Strongyloides ratti, 1260 nucleotides. RefSeq lists its product as hypothetical. The transcript has 3 exons. NCBI's taxonomy places the organism in Eukaryota, Metazoa, Nematoda, Chromadorea, Rhabditida, Strongyloididae. The record is from RefSeq and is a predicted model, not a curated record. The coding region runs from base 1 to 1260 and encodes 419 amino acids.